Molecule: messenger RNA, 5650 nt
Organism: Pteropus alecto (black flying fox)
Lineage: Eukaryota; Metazoa; Chordata; Mammalia; Chiroptera; Pteropodidae
Product: bcl-2-like protein 2
Exons: 4
Coding region: 230-811 (193 amino acids)
Biological process (GO): intrinsic apoptotic signaling pathway in response to DNA damage; extrinsic apoptotic signaling pathway in absence of ligand; negative regulation of intrinsic apoptotic signaling pathway
Cellular component (GO): mitochondrial outer membrane
Molecular function (GO): RNA binding; protein homodimerization activity; protein heterodimerization activity
Source: RefSeq, a predicted model, not a curated record
AUCCCCCGGCGCCGGGCCCUCCCUCCCACCCCCCCUUUCUCCUCCCUCCUUCCUUCCCUCCCUUCCUCCCUCUCUCCCUCCCUCCCAGCUCCUGCACCAGGAAACGGCCCGGAUCCCGGCAGCGGCCUGACCCGGCUCCACGCUGGCCAGGAGGAUGAAAGGCCUCAGCUGGGGGCUCCUUGCCACCAGCGCUGGGUCCUAAGAUCUGCCAUCCAGGCUGGCCGCCCGGAUGGCGACCCCAGCCUCAGCCCCAGACACACGGGCUCUAGUGGCAGACUUUGUAGGCUAUAAGCUGAGACAGAAGGGUUAUGUUUGUGGAGCUGGUCCCGGAGAGGGCCCAGCUUCUGACCCGCUGCACCAAGCCAUGCGGGCAGCUGGAGAUGAGUUUGAGACCCGCUUCCGUCGCACCUUCUCUGAUCUGGCGGCUCAGCUGCAUGUGACCCCGGGCUCAGCCCAGCAACGCUUCACCCAGGUCUCUGAUGAACUCUUCCAAGGGGGCCCCAACUGGGGCCGCCUUGUGGCCUUCUUUGUCUUUGGAGCUGCGCUGUGUGCUGAGAGUGUCAACAAGGAGAUGGAGCCACUUGUGGGACAAGUGCAGGAGUGGAUGGUGGCAUACCUGGAGACGAGGCUGGCUGACUGGAUCCACAGCAGUGGGGGCUGGGCGGAGUUCACAGCUCUAUACGGGGACGGGGCCCUGGAGGAGGCGCGGCGUCUGCGGGAGGGGAACUGGGCCUCAGUGAGAACAGUGCUGACAGGGGCCGUGGCACUGGGGGCCCUGGUAACUGUAGGGGCCUUUUUUGCUAGCAAAUGAGAAAGUCCAGGACCGGGUUGGGGUAGGUGUGGCUGGGGGACAGGAGAGCAGGAACAGAACAGAGAAAUGCCCUUGAAAGAAAUGGGGUGAAUGGAUGGGCAUGGCACGGGGAUGGGAUGGGGCAGGGUAGCGUAUGAGAGGGCUGAGUGUGCCAGGCAGGUGGUUGGAAGAGUGGGCUGGAGACCUUGGGGAGUGUAUUUGGAAAGUUAGGGGGCCAGGAGAUGGAGUCAUUCCAGGGUUGGGGGGAGGUGGGAGGGAUUAUUCCUGUAGGUAUAGGUACAGGAAACUGCAACUGGAGCUUGGUUUGCAGCCCUGAGGAAGAUGGACUUGUAUAAGGGGUUGGCAUCUCCUUUGGAUGAGCGAGAUUUGGGGAAAACACAGAAGGCACAUCCCUUUGAAUGGACGCUUGGUUUCUCAGGUGAUAGGGAGAGGUGGCUGUGACAACGGGCUGCUUGGACAUGCGUCUGCAUGUGCGCGCGUGCUCAUGUGCAUGCUGGGCUGCUUGUCUAAUCUGGUGGUGAUGGGAUUCUUCAAGGAGAAAAUAUUCCCUCUUGUAGUGGCAAGAACUAGGGGCAAUUCUCUGCCUCCCCUAACCCCCUUCUCCCUCCUUCCUUUGUCUUGUCGCCUCAAGGCUGAGGGAGAAACACUGUAUCUAGUUGAGGGCUUUGGGCACUUCUCUACAGAAAGUCAUUAGCAGGCCUUUGGAGAGAAGAGCAGUUCUGUAGCUGGCCUUGUUCCUUCAUGGUCCCCCUUCCUUGUGCAUCAUGCACUUGCUGCUGCCUCCUGGGCUCUGACAGAAAGGCAGGGCCGCGGAGCCUGCAGUGGGUAGAGGCUUUGGUAGCUGAGCCUGCCUGCUGCCCUCCUUUCCCACUGGGGCACACUGGUGCCUAAAAGUGUUCCCUAUCCCCGGGACCUUUUGUACCCAAACUUAAAGUCUAAAUUGGGGCUCUAAUUAAUUUUCCUUUUGAGUGUGUGGACGUAAAUCCUGAUCUAGAAUACAGUCUGGGUCCUGCACUGUGUCUGAGACGGUUGAUGCCUCGAGAGGAACAUUCCAGCUCUGAACCCCAUGGAUGUGAGGGUGAUGGGUACUCUGUGACUGGCCUGUUGCGUGUGGUAGGCUUUGGUGCUGCUUUAUCAAGGGCCAGGUAUAUGGGUUCUAGAGUACCUACCAUGAUAUGGAAGCAUUUGUAUUUUCUUUGAAGCCACGCUGUUUGCAUGGGUGUUACUUGUCUGUACCUCAGAGUCUGAGGAUGUUAACUUUAGAGCUCACAGUCCUCCAGAACAGAUUCAGAAUUAUGGCUUUUUCUUUUGAGAAAGAAAUGAUUUCACUCCAGUUGCAUGCCCUGAGCCAGACCUCACUGCUGCACUUUCCAAGGUGCUAAAAUUGCUGCUCUCCAAUGCCGACUUCUUCAGACACAGUGCUCUAGAACCCUGCCCUUGAUCCUGAGCACUGAUCAGCUUAGCUAGACCAUGGUUGACUCUUCUUGGAGAUUUUCACUUGGUCCCAGAAGGUGGCAACAUAGUUGUACUCACUAGAAUGUGGGACCAAAAUUGGCCUCAGGUGUUUAGCCCACACUUUUGCUUUUGAGAGAGGGCUGCACUUUUUAAUGGUAUUUAUAGGGGAGGUGGUAGGCUGCAUGUGCCACUUGGUCUGUUUGUGAGUAUGCCGAUACCAGAAACUCAGAGCUGCUCUGUGGCAGGCAGUUGGGGUGGGGGGGGUCUCUGACUUGCUCAGGACAAACCAGGCCAGUGGUUUUCAAACUGCUUGGCAGAGCCCCAAAGUUUCCUAGGGGUUGCCUCAGGAGUCCUUGGGGGAGAUGAAGGUGGAGAAGCUGAGCAGGCUGGGCUACUUGCCCUCAAACAGAACAGCUCCCCUUGUAGCUGUCUUAUAUAUCGGGGUUCAGGGUAAGAUUUUAUUUGCAUUAAGGGGUUUGCUGCUGAAGAAAAGUUGGAAAACCACUGCUAGAUCAUCAGCUCCAAAUUGGAGCCUGUGCUCCCCCACGUUUGGGGCAGACUCAUCACCCUACCCUCUACCACAGGACUCCUAUCCCUGUUAGCUCUUCUGGGGGGCCUUUAGCAAACAGGGGCGGCAGGGCCCAUGGUUACCAAAAUGCCCUGCUCUGAGGCCUUCACACUUGUGUGGAAGCAGAGGCUGUUUUCUGAAAGUGUAAGAAGCGUGGUCUGGAUUCCCAGAAGCAUAGCUUGGAUGGGACCACAGUGGGCUGUUUUGAACUAUCUUGCCCUUCUUAGAUUGAGGGGCAAUGGAAACCCCAGAGACUCUUCUGUCAGGGAAAAGUAGAGACUCUCUUCUAGAGCCAUAUAGUUCCUUGGGAUUAGCUCUUGGCCAGGAAGGCUGAGUAUGGCUCCCAAUUUUUAAAUCUAUUUCAUUUUUUUUAAAUAAGGGAAAUAAAUCUAAUUGCCAUUUUUCAGAGUUUAAAUAGGUGGAGAGGGUGUUUCUUGCUCUCCAGAGCCCAAAGGGACAAAUAGGAACUUGCUUAGGCCAAGGAAGGAGCAGAAGUAGGGCAACUGGGUCCUGCGAUUAUUAAUCCCAUUCCCCACUUAUCCUAGGGCAUACACUAUUUUACUUUUUUAAAUCAUAAAACAGUGGGAGAACAGAUUUGGUUAGUUUAGAAGAAAAGAAAAAGCUCUAUAAAUAUAAAUAUAUAUUCCUGUAUUUUUAUUUAAUAAUUUAUAAAUACCAAGUUCAUUUGACUUUUAUUUUUGUGUAAUAUGUAAUGGUCGUAUUAAAAAAUAAAUAAAUAAAGCCCAGAAGUUUAAUGAGAAGGACUGAGCAGGGUUUGUGACUUCUACACUGUAUACCCUGGGGUUAGGACAUUUCUUGAUCCAGUCAUCUCUUCGUGAAUUGUUAAGGGCAAGAAUUAGAGUAAUUGAUACUUUGGAAAGCAUUGAGAUAAAAAAUUUUUUUAAAGAAAAUCAGAGUUGUUCCCCUAUCCCCCCACCCUGGCCAAAUGCCCAAAGCCAAGAACUCCAUCUGUGCCAGCCCAAGCCUUAAGAGGAUGUGUGUAUAUGGUACUUUGGGAUGGCCAUAAACAAAAACCAAAAGAAAACUAACCAAAAAUCUUUGCAUGAUGGUAAUCAAGUCCCCAGUUGUGGUUCAGCCUCUAAACAAGAAGUGUGUGAUAAUGAGCAUUUCACUUUCCCCAAUACCCUGCUGCCUACUUCAGACUUAAAAUAAGUCUGGCGAUGAUGGAGCCCCUGCUUCCUUUCCUGGUCCCCUGAGACAUUUGGUUUCAGCCAUUCUAAGGCAAACUGUUAAGUUGAAUGGAAACUACAGGAGUUAUUCAGAUCAUCCCUCUGUACUUCUAGGACCACGUCAAAAUCAUGUCUGACAGAAAUAGUGAUCCUAAUUUUAAAUAACAAGCAGGAAUUUCUAGUCUUUCUAUAAUCUAGUACAAUAAAAUGGUAUUUGAGUUUGUGUUAAAUUGUAGAAAUAUACUGCUUAGAGGAAUCCAGUGUUGCAUUUCCAUUCUCUAUGCAAGCCAUAUUAAAAUCAGAGAAUGGCUUGGUGAACAUGGCACAAGAGGAAAUGGAACUAGAUGUUCUUAAUAGUUAAUAUCAUUAGGCUAUGAUAGCUAGUGCAUUUAUCUGCACUGCAGUGUGAUUGAUUUAAUGAUUGAUUGAGUUAUACUUGCCUAGGUCCACAAAGCAUUUGCAACAUCUUACUAGAACACAAAAAAGACAAUACAAUAGGAAAAUAUAGACUUUUAAAGUAGGGGGUGAAGGAAAAGUUGAAAACAUUACAAUAAAAUGAAAGCAAAGGGAAAAUAAACGCACAGAAAAGCAUUCUAUAAGCAGUAUUAAAGCUAGGCUAUGAAUUCAUUUCUGAGCUUGGCAGCUAAAGCAAAUUGGAAAAUGAUGAGAUUUACAUUCCUCCUAGGAUUUAUAAAGGCCCAUCAGUUACCAAAAUGAGCAAAAGUUUUGUGGCUCUUCUGAGAAGACAUUGAGAGAUAUAGAGGACACCACCCUUUAUAACACCUGACAGCAAAUACGAUGUUGAGUUUUUACACCACUGUUUCUUAUAGAAACACCAAAUGUGGAUUCGGUAGGUCUUAAGCUUAUCACAAUUUAGCCUAAAUAUGCUCUAUGGUGCUAUAGUUUAAUAUAGGGCUAAAUUUCAGACUGUGUAAACAGAUGGAUUGUUUAUCCUUCAGACGGUUUUCUGUGAAUGUUAUUUCUCCAAAUGACACUUUUGAUAAAAGUUAAGCAACAUUUAGUUAAAAUUUUUAGUAAAUGGAUGAACCGUAGAUAUUCUGUGUUUUUACUUAAGGGCAGAUCUUUUGAAAACUUUAAAAGCUGCCUUAAAUGUGGAUACAGGCGAGAUAUAAAUAAAUAUUUUUUAAAUCAACCAGAAAACAUAAUAUAAUGGAAUGCUAUAUAGUUCUUCAUUCAAUCAUUCAUACAUUCAUGCAGUAAACAGUCAAGCAUCUUCUAUGUACUAAGCACAGCUCUAGGCACUGAGAUAGAGAAGUGAACAAACAGGCACAAAUUUCUGUCUUCAUGUUACAUUCUAGUAAGAGAAACAAACAAAAACAAUAUAUUUUACAAUAUUUAUUAACAUAACAUUUCAUGUUAGGUGACAUGCUAUGAAGAAAAAUAAUUCAGUAAGGUGGGCUUGGAAGGUGUAUGGAUUUCAAUGUUAAAUAGAGUGGUAGGGUAGGCCUCUUUUCUAAGGUAACUUUUGAGUAAAGUCAUAAAAAAUGAAAUUGGGUGGAAAAAUCUUUUUAUUGAUAUGGAAAGAUGUUUCUGUAUCUUAUUUGGUAAAAAAAUAGAUUAGAAAAUAAUAUAUACAGUAUGAUUCCAUUAAAUAAAUAAAAUACA